AUGUCUACCACCACAGGAGCAUUCAUUGCGGGCGGAAUUGCAGCAUGCGGUGCGGUCACAGUCACCCACAGUUUUGAAACGGUGAAGAUUCGCCUACAACUACAGGGUGAAUUGCAAGCAAAGGCCGAUGCGGCCAAAAAAUACAGAGGUGUGGGGCACGCCGUCAAGGUUAUCCUACAAAACGAGGGCCCCAAGGGGUUAUUUAGGGGCAUUGGUGUUGCUUAUAUAUAUCAAAUCCUGCUCAACGGCUGCCGUCUAGGGUUCUAUGAACCCGUGCGUACGACGCUCACCUCGGCCAUCUACAAGGACCCGCAAGUCCAGUCCCUGGGUAUCAAUGUUCUUGCCGGCGCUUCGUCGGGUAUCAUUGGUGCUGCCGCCGGCUCGCCAUUCUUCUUGGUCAAGACUCGUCUCCAGUCCUACUCUCCGUUCCUCCCCGUCGGCACGCAGCACAACUACCGCAACUCAUUCGACGGUCUGCGCAAGAUCUACACUACCGAGGGUGUGAAUGGACUGUACCGAGGCGUAGGCGCAGCCAUGGUGCGGACCGGAUUCGGUAGCUCUGUGCAGUUGCCGACCUACUUCUUUGCCAAACGACGUCUCACGCGGCACUUGGGCAUGGAAGAAGGCCCGGCUCUUCACUUGGCCAGCAGCACGGCCUCCGGAUUUGUCGUCUGCUGUGUCAUGCACCCCCCAGAUACCAUCAUGUCCCGAAUGUAUAACCAGACCGGUAACCUGUACAAGGGCGUUUUCGAUUGCUUGUACAAGACUAUCCGUACGGAGGGUCUGCUUGCCAUUUACAAGGGCUAUUUCGCUCACUUGGCCCGUAUUCUACCCCACACUAUUUUGACCCUCUCCCUUGCCGAACAAACCAACCGAUUUAUGCGGAAGGUCGAGGACCGAGUUCUCUCCGACGAUAUGAAGUCACGUAUAUAA
This is a messenger RNA of Aspergillus affinis, 933 nucleotides long. Its product is annotated as putative mitochondrial oxaloacetate transporter (Oac). The record is from RefSeq and is a predicted model, not a curated record. NCBI's taxonomy places the organism in Eukaryota, Fungi, Ascomycota, Eurotiomycetes, Eurotiales, Aspergillaceae. The coding region runs from base 1 to 933 and encodes 310 amino acids. The transcript is spliced from 6 exons.